GUUAUUCUAGCCGGUGCUCUCUCCCUCUCUCUCUCCCCCCCCCCCCUCUCUCUAUUUUUUUCCUCUGUCUUGCGCGCUCUCUCUCUCUCUCUCUCUCUCUCUCUCUCUCUCUCUCUCUCUGUCUCUGUCUCACUCUGUCUCUGUUUCUCACACUCUCACUCUCUUAGAGCUCAGCGAUGGAGCACUAUCUCUUCCUUUCUUCAAAGGAGAAUAGGAAAGAAGAAUACUGCAAAUAAGAAAAAAUAUAAAUAUAUAUAUUUUUGUAGUAGAGACUGGCAGUUCUCCACGAACCUGUCUGCGCGUGACGCAGAAGAAGACUACUUAAAGGGAGAUUAGCUCUGGCAAAGACAUUAAAUCCAACCCUCCCAUCAGCCAGACACCGCGCGACCUAUCAACCUGAUCUGAAGAUCGAAAUUAGUAGGAGGGCUCAUAUUAAUCAGCACUUUGCGGAGUCCAAGACGAGGCGGGACUGGAACGGCGAGAGGUCCUCUGGCAUUGCGCGCGGCCACGGCGCAGGAGGGGGAACGGGUUCAGUGAUCAAUGCGCUUGCAUGGCAGUUAAAACCGGGGCCUCUGGAGAGUAGGGAACAGGAGAUACUGCCGACUGUUUUUGUUUUGUUUUUUAUUUCGUUUUUCCCGUGGAAUUCGUGCAGAGGGCUUUGUGAGUGCUCUCGUCUCCGGAUGAACAGAAAUGGGGGAAUGGACCAUACUAGAGAGGCUCCUGGAGGCUGCUGUCCAGCAGCACUCCACUAUGAUAGGGAGGAUCCUACUCACUGUGGUGGUGAUCUUCCGGAUCCUAAUCGUAGCCAUAGUAGGAGAGACAGUUUACGACGACGAGCAAACCAUGUUCAUCUGUAACGCUUUACAACCGGGCUGCAACCAGGCGUGCUACGACAAGGCUUUCCCCAUAUCACACAUCAGGUACUGGGUGUUCCAGAUCAUCAUGGUGUGCACCCCGAGUCUGUGCUUCAUCACCUACUCGGUUCACCAGUCCGCCAAGCAGAAGGAGAGGCGCUACUCCACAGUCUACCUCUCGGUGGACAGCAAGGAGCAAGACUCGAUCAAGCGCGAAGAGAUCAAAAAUCAAAAAAUCAAAAACACCAUCGUGAACGGAGUACUGCAGAACACGGAGAACUCCACAAAAGAAGCAGAGCCCGACUGCCUGGAGGUCAAGGAGAUCCCCAACGCCACCAUGAGGACUACCAAGUCCAAAAUGAGGCGCCAGGAGGGCAUCUCGAGGUUUUACAUCAUCCAGGUGGUGUUCAGGAACGUGCUGGAGAUCGGCUUCUUGGUGGGCCAGUACUUCUUGUAUGGCUUCAACGUGCCCGCUGUGUACGAGUGCGAUCGCUACCCGUGCAUCAAGGAGGUUGAGUGCUAUGUGUCGCGGCCCACAGAGAAGACGGUCUUCCUCGUGUUCAUGUUCGCGGUUAGCGGCUUCUGCGUGGUGCUCAACCUCGCCGAGCUCAACCACCUGGGGUGGAGGAAGAUUAAGACGGCCGUGCGGGGCGUUCAGGCCCGCAGAAAGUCGAUUUAUGAGAUUAGGAAUAAGGACUUGCCCCGCAUGAGCGUGCCCAAUUUCGGCCGCACUCAGUCUAGUGACUCUGCCUAUGUGUAGGUGAGGAGAGAGAGGGAGAAAGAGAGAGAGAGAGAGAGAGAAAGAGAAAGGGAUUGGGGGGUACAGCGAAAGAGAUAGGGAGAAAGUGGGGGGAAAAAAAGAAUAGAGAGAAAGUUCCCCCCAUGGGACGGGGAUCCUGAAGAUCUAACACGGGCACGUACGGAUCCCGUUCGCCUCUGACGGGUGGGUUAGAUUUGGGUUUGUUUAAGGCGUUUAUUUCAGGCUGGUCUGAUAAGGGGGGGGGGUAGGUUGGCAGGCGAUGUCUUUCUUGCACUGGUGCAACUCUCUCGGCCACCUCGCAGAAGCGCAACCGGCUCUCCGGGUCGCGUAUUUACUCCACAGCGUGCUGCUCAGUUGUACUUGAACGGAGUAAAUACGUUUUGCACUAAAGAAAAAAAAAGAAAUAAUAAUAAUGAUAACAAUAAUACUAAGAGUUAACACCGGGAGCUAAUGCGUCUGUUUUCGGUGUUUUUAAACGUUUUUCCACCGACUUUCUUUUUUGGAAAUCAUCCUAUUUAGCCAUAUUUAACGCACAGCGGUUGACGGAGAAGCUUAAGCGCAGAUCUAUUAUCCAGCCUAGAAGAAUACUGCUAAGGGAUAGGCUGAGGAUUAGGUUCAAGAAUAGGCUAAAUAACGGAUGGAUUCAGGUAUUAAGGGACAUCAGGUAAUAGCAUUGUUACGAGGGGCAUUUUGUUUUGUUUUCCAGCAGCUGCAGCAGCUUACAAACGGCAAAAGUCCGUGUUUCUUUCUCCUUUUUUUUGGUUUGUGGGGAUCUGAAUAAACGAUAAAUGUUUAUCGUUCUCAUGUCACCAUAAACCACCCUGUCCCACGUCAUCUGAUGUUAAUAAUACCUGAAUCCACGCAAGCUUGAUGCUAUACGCUUUACACGUGUUUGAUUUCGGUUGCCUGUGUUGCACCAUUGACCUUAACGUAGAAGUCUCCAUUUCCAUGGCUGUAGUGAACUUGUGCGCCGAUUCUCUGCUGGAUCUGCGAAAUUUCCUUAAUUAAAAAAAACACACACACCAAAGCGCCCAUGGCUUUCAUCCGUGAAGUGUUUUUUUUUUUUUUUUUUUUUGUUCUCUUUUGAUUUCGUUUCGUGUCAUUUAAGUGCCAUACUUGUACAUACAAAAAUAUAUAUCAAUAAAUAUAUAUAUAUAUAUAUAUAUGUGUAUACAUAUAGAUAUAAUAACAAAUCUCUCUAUUAAUGACGAUAAGAGUUCUAUACGUUAUGAAAGAGGAUCCCUUGCUUGGAUUAUGCUGAACACGCCGCCCUGGUUCGCUUCAAAACUGCAUUCGUUGUGAUUUAAAAAUUUGCAAACAUGCAAAAGGAUAUACCUGCAUUUCCCCUCCUCCUCUCUUUUAACUUUGCAUAAAUUUGCAUAACCGGAAUAAAGAAAUAAAGAGCUGGUCCUGAUUUUCUACACGGUACAGUAGCCUACAUCUCUUUUCUUCACCAGAUUUAAGGAGCUCAGAAAUGAUGGCACAAAAUUAGUAUUUUCUAACAAACAAACAAAAAAAUAAAACAAACAAAAAAUAUUCAAUCAUGGACAGUGAGAACCUGCUCUGGUGCUAAAGUUCUCUUUUUUUCCACACAAUUAGCUGGGUGUGUAUGUGUGUUUGCGUGUGUAUGCAACCUAGGCUUUUUGAGAACAAAAAAUAUUUUCAUCCGAAUAAGAGAAAGAUGCACACUGUCAAAGAUUAAUAACAGUAAAAACAUGAAAACAGACUUUGCAGGGCUUUGCAGGGUGUGGAUGUGAGAAAGCACCUCAUAUGCUCUCUGUUACCUGCAGUGAGCUGUCCCUUUAAGGCCUUGGCUAUAAAAGUAUUAAUGUGCUGAAAUCUCAUGUUUUGUCGCUGAUCUUGAGGAGAAUAUGUAUUAAUGUAAUGUAUGUUUGCAUUUACUCCAAACAGGCACCAUAAAUAUGCCCAAGUCCAAGUAUUUGAUGCAGAACAUUUUUGCAUAAUUGUUUUUUUUUCCUUUCCAUUUUUCUGAUUUCAGGACUUUUUUCUCUAUGGUUUUUUUCUGAAUUCUAAGCUGAAGUUAACAAGCUGCAUGUUUAAGAGAGAAUAUUAGAAAGUAUUGGGAUACUUUUAAAGGGAAGUUGAUGUCAGUCAUAUUUUCAUAUUUGCCUUGGGAGUUGGUCAUUUCCCCCUCCUCGUUUUGUUCCUGCUUCUGUCCAUUGCUUGAGAAAGACCGCAAAAAGGAGUGUCUCCAGCUUUUGGGGAGGGUUCUGUGCUCUUCUUCAAGGUCGGGG
Astyanax mexicanus (Mexican tetra) is the source of this 3869-nucleotide messenger RNA. RefSeq names its product gap junction delta-2 protein. The record is from RefSeq and is a predicted model, not a curated record. Gene Ontology annotation, biological process: cell communication. NCBI's taxonomy places the organism in Eukaryota, Metazoa, Chordata, Actinopteri, Characiformes, Acestrorhamphidae. The coding region runs from base 691 to 1614 and encodes 307 amino acids. Gene Ontology annotation, cellular component: connexin complex. The transcript is spliced from 2 exons.